AUGUACCCACACCAACGAGGCCGGUCCCCGGCGAGGACUCGUUACGACGACGCGUAUGAUCAACGACGAGACGAUUCUGCUCUUCGCGACGGAGCGUAUGACGAGCAGGACGACUACUAUCGAUCGCGGCAUGGAUACUCUCGGUCUCCUCCCAGGACCAGCUUGCCGUACGACGACCUCCCAGAAGGGGAUCCGCGGUACCACGAUGACGCAGGUUUCGAUAGGCGGGGGCGGUCUCGUGAUGCCUACGACCAGCCACGCUACGAUGACCCCGGACCGCUACUCCAGGUCCAGACGUCGGAGUCGGAGCUAUUCGCGGUCCCCGCCCGUCAUCCCGGGAGUCCGAGCGAUACUGUAAUUCUAGAGGGUCUACCUGCGGACAUUGCUCUCAGCGAAUUCCAAUCCCGCUUGUUGAGCUCGUCAGUUCUCUCAGCUGAGGAAUUUGUCGAUAUACGAAUGCCUAACUCGUCUGGAGCGCGCCGGGCCUUUGUACAGUUCCAUACCGUCGACCAGGCAGCCGCAUUUGUCGACAGGAAUUUCCCAGAACUCAUCUUGAAGGUACCAGACUCGCGGGAUGGCGCCGAAUCGGAUAGAAUGGUCUUGUAUCUGCACUUUGCUAGGUCUCGCGACGAUGGGGAUCGUCGACAGCCACCGAGUGAACAAUGGAUCUGCCCAUCGUGUGAUUUCUCCAACUACGCGACUCGCAUGCGGUGCAAGACGUGCGGCUUUGCGCAAUCCUCAUCAAUGGGGUCUGGGUACAAGGAGCUGUUAACGGGCGAAACGGAUGCUUCAAAUGAUGCCUCCCAGUUCAUAGUCAUCUAUCCUUUGGAUCCAUGUGUGACGGAGGAGGUGCUCGAAUUCGGCAUUAAGAAGCUCGAAAUCACCGAAAAGCAAGCCCCUCCCGAGAGCCAGGCUCAGUCCCUGAAAUACGGGUUUGCCGAGUUUUGGACGCUGGAGGACGCGGCGGCAGCCUUGGGCAAGUUUAGAAUGUCGCGAAACUUCACCAUUGGAGGUGCCGCUGUCAACAUAUUCUCGAUACACAUGGGGGUCUUUGUGCCCGAACUUCAGCAUGCCAACCCCGAAGAGGACAAAUUUUCGUUUGUGCCUCUCUUCAACCCAUCCAUUCGCGUCAAGUACUGGGAUACACGAGUGUUUGCCAACCAGCGUGUGGUGAACGCGGAGCCCCCGGCUGCAGCAAAGUCGGCAGCUGAAGCAGCUUCCAACAGCGCAGAAGCGAAGAAGAAUAAGAAACGAAAAGCCGACGGAAGCCUCGGACCGCAAGCGCCGAAGAAGCCGGUGGCGAUGGCUGGUCAAAUGGCGGUAUGGCAGAAGAAGCACGACGAGCUACACACGGACGGCAGCAUGGGAUCCGGCGAUGAUCGAGGUUCUGCCAAUGAAGGCCCCGGGGAGCCGAAGCGCCAUGGGGGAAGACGUCGUUCCCCCAAGCCCAAGGGCGCGGCAGCUCCACAACCUGAGCCUUCUCUUUCGUAUGUUGACCGGGACCGAGUCUGCUGCCUGUUAUGCAUGAUGAAGUAUAAGUCGGUCGAUGAUUUAGAUACCCAUGAGCGCUCAGGAAACCAUAAACGAGCCAUGGAGGACGAGAGCAAAGUCAAGGCGGCGAUGCCCCGCCUCGCAGCCCGAGACAAGAGGCUCCGGGAGCAGGGCAAAGCGGAAGGCGACAACGAAGAAGACAAGUCUCAGUAUCGAGACAGGGCCAAGGAGCGCCGCGAGGCCUUCAACCAGCCGAAGAAGCCGGUUCCCCAAGCAGUGAAGCAAAAACCGGCCAAGGCGGAGGGCUCGUCGUCGUCCUCGACGCCAGCGGCUCCCACGGCGCCUGCUCCCUCCAAGGGCUCUGCCAUGCUCGCCAAGAUGGGAUGGGCGGGCCAGGGCCUAGGGGCGAAUGGCGAGGGUAGAACCGACAUCAUCGUCACCAACGCAUACCAAGAGGGCGCGGGACUCGGGGCGGAAGGAGCCAACUUGGGAGAUGCCGGGGAGCUGGCGCGACGGAGGACCAAGAACGAUUACGGAGAGUACCUGUCGACGGCGCAAGAAAAGGCCAGGGAGCGGUACAAUCGGCUGAAUUAG
This is a messenger RNA of Parascedosporium putredinis, 2085 nucleotides long. NCBI's taxonomy places the organism in Eukaryota, Fungi, Ascomycota, Sordariomycetes, Microascales, Microascaceae. The record is from the annotation of a GenBank genome assembly.